CCCUGUGAGUUGCGAAGAUCGAUGAUGACGGUAAGCUCUCGAAUGGCGAUGCUGGCGGUGCUGCUGCUGGUGAGCUCCAUCUGCUACAAAGCCACGGCCUUGAGCGAUGGAUUGUUACCCAAUGGCAACUUCGGAUCUGGGCCGAAGCCCUGGCAGAUGAAAGGCACGGUGGUGACGGAUCGAACGGCCGUACCCAGCUGGGAGAUCUCAGGCUACGUGGAGUACAUAAAGUCGGGGCAGAAGCAGGGGGACAUGGUGCUGGUCGUGCCCGACGGGGGCUUCGCGGUUCGGCUCGGGAAUGAGGCCGUGAUCAAGCAGAGAGUGAACCUGGUCAAGGGCUCGUACUACUCGGUCACGUUCACCAUGAGUCGCACCUGCGCGCAGAAUGAGAAGCUGAACGUGUCGGUGUCGCCGAACUUGGAGGCCUACGACUGGGGGAUCCUGCCGGUGCAGACGGUGUACAGCAGCAACGGGUGGGACUCGUAUGCAUGGAGCUUCCAGGCCGAGGACGCCAAGGUCGACAUCUCGUUCCACAACCCGGGCGUCGACGAGGAUCCGGCCUGCGGCCCCUUGAUCGACUCAGUUGCUUUGAAGGCCUUGAAUCUUCCUAAGCGCACCAGAUAUAACUUGGUGAAGAAUGGUGAUUUCGAAGAAGGCCCCUACAUCUUCCCGAACUCGUCCUGGGGAGUCCUGGUGCCGCCCCACGUCGAGGACGACCACAGCCCGCUGCCCGGCUGGAUCAUCGAGUCCCUCAAGGCCGUGAAGUACAUCGACUCCGACCACUUCGCCGUGCCGGAGGGCAGGCGGGCGGUGGAGCUCGUUGCCGGGAAGGAGAGCGCCGUGUCCCAGGUCGUCCUCACCAUCCCUGGCAAGACCUACGUCCUCACGUUCGCCGUGGGCGACGCCGGGGACUCGUGCGAGGGGCCGAUGCAGGUGGAGGCGUACGCCGGGAAGGACAGCGUCAAGGUCCCCUACGAGUCGAAGGGGAAGGGCGGGUCGGUGCAGGGGGAGCUGCGGUUCGUGGCGACGGCGGCGCGGUCGCGGGUGACCUGUUUCAGCACCUACUACACCAUGACGAGCGAUCACUCGGGGUCGCUGUGCGGGCCGGUCAUCGAUGAUGUGAAGUUGAUCAGCGUGCGUCGCUCUAAGCUGUAGCGCGGCACAUGGUUUGGCAUUGGCUAAUUAUACCUUAGUCUUAUUUCAGUCUCUAUAUAUGUAAUAUCCUGGAGAAAGGUCAUGACUAAAUAAUUUAUU
Eucalyptus grandis is the source of this 1254-nucleotide messenger RNA. RefSeq lists its product as uncharacterized. The coding region runs from base 22 to 1155 and encodes 377 amino acids. The transcript has 3 exons. The record is from RefSeq and is a predicted model, not a curated record. NCBI's taxonomy places the organism in Eukaryota, Viridiplantae, Streptophyta, Magnoliopsida, Myrtales, Myrtaceae.